AUGGCUAUGCACCUCACAGAUCUUGGCGCUGUGCCGCUGUUGUGCAUCUUGUUCGUGACAUACUAUAUCGCCAGCUCCUUUGUGGCAUGGCAUCGCUUCAGACACAUCCCCGGGCCAUUCUCUGCAAAGUUCUCGUACUUCUGGCUGGUGAAAACCUCAGCUUCUGGCCAGAGCAAUGUGCGAUACACUGCUCUGAACCAAAAGUAUGGGUCUCUGGUCCAGAUGGCACCCAAGACUCUACUCACAGAUGACCCAGAUGUUAUCCGUCGAAUGUCUGGCGCACGCUCGAAAUAUGGACGGUCGAACUGGUACAGAGCUAUGAAACUUGACCCCACUGGUGACUCUAUGUUCUCUCUAUUGAACACAGAUGCACACGACAGAUUGAAGGCAAAAUGUGCGACAGCAUAUGGCGGUAGAGACAACCCUGCACUGGAAGGAGAUGUCAACUCGGAGAUUGCUGUCUGGAUUGAUUUAAUCCGUGGCAAAUAUAUCUCAACGGAUAACGAGCUUAAGCCGUUCGAUUUUGCUGAAUCAGCGCAGUUCUUCACGUUGGAUUCUAUUACCAAGAUCAGCUACGGGAAGGCGUUUGGAUACCUGCAAGAAGUGGAUGUUUACGAUUACAUUCGAUCCACAACAGAGGCGGUACCAUUCCUCAAGGUCUGCGGCGAGGUGCCGUUUUUACAAAACAUUGUCUUUUCUAACCUUGGUCUUCGCCUGAUGGGACCAAAGACUACCGAUAAGAAGGGCCUCGGACGGCUCAUGGGCGCUGCUAAGGAAGUCGUGGCGGAAAGAUUCGCACCAGAUGUGAAGCCUAAAGAGGACAUGCUUGGCACUUUCGUUCGUCGUGGGCUUACCCAAUACGAGUGUGAGAUGGAGGUUCCCUUCCAAAUCUUCGCCGGCUCCGACACGACAGCAACGGCGAUCCGGAGUACCAUGCUGCAUAUUGUCACCUCCCCUCGUGUGUACUCAACAUUGGUCAAUGAGAUCAUGGGCGGCAUCAAGUCGGGCGCGAUAUCAAGUCCGAUUGCAAAUGACGAAGCAAAGAGAUUACCUUAUCUACAGGCCGUCAUAUACGAAGGUCUCAGGAUGAAUGCGCCAUUCACCGGGCUUCUCGCCAAGGAGGUACCAGCUGGGGGAGAUACUAUCAACGGGUUGUUCGUGCCUGCUGGCACGAGAAUUGCGCAUAGCAUUUGGUCUGUUCUGCGUAGUCGAGAUGUCUUCGGAGACGACGCUGAGCUUUUCCGACCGGAAAGAUUCCUAACCACGGAUGAUUCCAAGCGACUGGAGCUCAAGAGCACUGUAGAACUAGCAUUCGGAUUUGGAAGAUGGAAGUGUUCAGGGCAAUCGGUUGCCUUCCUCGAGCUGAACAAGGUUUUCGUCGAGCUUCUACGAAACUUCGACUUUGACCUGAUCAAUCCAAGUAACCCUUGGAAGAGCCGGAACUUCAACCUGUUCAUGCAGAGUGAAAUGUGGCUCAAGGUUACUGAACGGGAGUUUACUGAACGGGAUGCAGCAGAGCCAUGA
This is a messenger RNA of Neoarthrinium moseri, 1524 nucleotides long. RefSeq lists its product as uncharacterized. The transcript has 5 exons. NCBI's taxonomy places the organism in Eukaryota, Fungi, Ascomycota, Sordariomycetes, Amphisphaeriales, Apiosporaceae. Bases 1 to 1524 code for a protein of 507 amino acids. The record is from RefSeq and is a predicted model, not a curated record. Gene Ontology annotation, molecular function: monooxygenase activity; iron ion binding; oxidoreductase activity, acting on paired donors, with incorporation or reduction of molecular oxygen.